Mugil cephalus (flathead mullet) is the source of this 834-nucleotide messenger RNA. RefSeq names its product troponin C type 1b (slow) (gene tnnc1b). Gene Ontology annotation, molecular function: calcium ion binding. Bases 118 to 603 code for a protein of 161 amino acids. The record is from RefSeq and is a predicted model, not a curated record. Gene Ontology annotation, cellular component: myosin II complex. Lineage: Eukaryota; Metazoa; Chordata; Actinopteri; Mugiliformes; Mugilidae. The transcript is spliced from 6 exons.
CAAGUGCUUUUUUAGUACCACAACCCUCCAUCAAUAAAGACCAAGGCAGUUAUUCCUGCCAGUACUUGUUCAGUACCUGAGUGCAGCGUUGUGUCAGUCUGAAACAGACCAGAAGUCAUGGAUGACGUAUAUAAGGCGGCAGUUGAGAACUUGACAGAGGAACAGAAAAAUGAGUUCAAGGCUGCAUUUGACAUCUUCAUCCAGGAUGCUGAGGAUGGUUGUAUCAGCACCAAAGAAUUGGGGAAGGUGAUGAGAAUGCUGGGACAGAAUCCCACCCCUGAAGAGUUACAGGAGAUGAUUGAUGAGGUGGAUGAGGACGGCAGCGGCACAGUAGACUUUGAUGAGUUCUUGGUUAUGAUGGUUCGCUGCAUGAAAGAGGAGAGCAAAGGAAAAUCAGAGGAAGAGCUGGCGGAACUUUUCCGAAUGUUUGACAAGAAUGGAGAUGGUUACAUCGACUUGGAAGAAUUGAAGACCAUGCUGGACUCCACUGGAGAGGCCAUCACUGAAGAUGACAUUGAGGAGCUAAUGAAGGAUGGAGACAAAAACAAUGAUGGCAAGAUCGAUUACGACGAGUUCCUGGAGUUCAUGAAAGGUGUUGAAUAAAGGAUUCGACUUGCUUCACAUUAUUACAUUCAUCUUCACUUUGUAUUGACAAGAUCAUCUAAGGCCCCUCCUGAAGACACAUCCUCCUUUGUAAACAAUAUACAAUGUUUGUGCUCUCAGCUAUUCUCAAACUGUCACAAAGCCUAAAAGGCCUACAAAAAGUGUCACUGAGUUAAAAAAUUGAGUUGGCAAAUCAAAGAAAGACUAUUUUGAAUAAAACUAUUUCUGUAA